Molecule: messenger RNA, 1064 nt
Organism: Cuscuta europaea
Lineage: Eukaryota; Viridiplantae; Streptophyta; Magnoliopsida; Solanales; Convolvulaceae
Source: the annotation of a GenBank genome assembly
UAGAAAUUGAAAUAGCACGAAAAGGUCGCUGAUCAUAUAUAGAUGGAUUUGGUAUUAUUUGUGGUUGGUGUCUUUAGCUUGCUCAUCAAACCCGUAUUUUCUGAAGAUGUAGCGUUCGGUUAUUCGGGCUCAAACGGCCCUGGCCAUUGGGCAAGUUUAAGCCCGAAUUACGCCCUAUGCUCCACCGGUAGAUCUCAGUCCCCAGUUAAUCUUUCUUCUAUACCCACACAUUUAAACCCUAAUUUGAAGGCUUUGGCUAUCCAAUUUACCGAUUCAGUCAAUGCCACAUUGGUUAACAUGGGCUACCAUGUCGAGUUACGUUAUAAUGGAGGAGGCGGAGGAGGAUCGUUGGUCCUUCACGGUACCAUUUACACUUUGUCACAAUUGCAUUGGCAUGCCCCUUCUGAACACUUCACCAACUCGUUUGCAUGUGAGCUUCACCUACCGUUCAAAUCUCCCCAUAAUAGCAUGGUUGUGGUUGCAAUUAUGUUUCGAUUUGGCCAAUCUGACCCCAUUAUUGCAGAGCUAGAACAAGACUUGAGUCAGCUCUCAAAAAGGUCACCGACCCAACAUCCACCUGAAGUUGCAUUGGGAAACAAUAAUAUUCGUCAUAUUCAAAAUCUUUUAAGAGAAUUUACUAAUAUCGAUAGAUAUUACACUUAUGAAGGCUCUUUAACCACUCCUCCAUGCACAGAAGAUGUUACUUGGAUUGUCAUAGAAAAGUUUCGCACAAUUACAAUGGAUCAAGUCGAAACUUUACAACGUCCAAUGGACAAUGGAAGCACGAAGAAUGCAAGGCCAGUGCAACCCCUAAAUGGACGAAAAGUAGAGGCUUACCAAUCUCAUAGCAUUUCACCAUCUCCAAUGUAAUGGUUUUCUCAUUACAUUUGUUGUAUACGUAUGGGUUAUUGAUUUCUUUUUAAUCUUCUUUAAUUCCAAUUUAAUUUAUGAUGGUGUUGUUACAGGCCCGGUCCUGACAUUUAAUGAGACUGAGACAGUACAAAUAUAUUAGCCUCUAGGAUAACAUUUGAAUGUUAUACUUUUAUAAAAAAACUACUACCUCC